Acyrthosiphon pisum (pea aphid) is the source of this 1098-nucleotide messenger RNA. RefSeq names its product glycine-rich cell wall structural protein 1-like. Lineage: Eukaryota; Metazoa; Arthropoda; Insecta; Hemiptera; Aphididae. The record is from RefSeq and is a predicted model, not a curated record. The transcript has 3 exons. The coding region runs from base 460 to 888 and encodes 142 amino acids.
UUAAAUAUCAUUUAAAUUAAAUUUUUUUUUCUCAUGAAAGUAUUCUAAUAAAAUAUAAAACCGAUGUGUGAAACCCUCAAAAGUGUUAAUUUACAUAUUUUUUGCAGUAGGUGAUUUUAUUCAAACACAUAAAAAAAUGAUUCUGUGUACAUGCGCUUGUCUAUGUUACGCGUGGGCCUGAGAAAAAACAAAUAUUCCCUGACAUUCUUAAUAUUAUCUAAUGGGACCUAUUUCAGUUUUUAAGUAUGGAGAUUAGUUUUUCAGAUAUGUAUAACUUAUGCCGGAUUUCAUAUGUACAAUAACAUAACAUUUAAUGAGUGUAUAGUGAGUAAACGGUCACUUUUAAACUUGAUUUAGCGGCCCAUAAAUUAAUACAUAUUUCAUGGAACUCAAUCGGCAUUAGAAUUUAGAUUUUUCAAUAAAUAAAUAACUAUCAAUAUUUAUAUGUUUUUCUUAUAGAUGUACGGUAAUAUUACAAUAUACGGUGGUGGUGGCAGAGGCGGUCGAGGCGGAAAACGCGGGCGUGGUGGUGAUCGCGGGCGUGGUGGCGACCGUGGGCGGGGAGGUGGUGCAAGCGGUGGCACACCCCCACCAAAAAAGUUUAGUGGAAAAUGUGACCUGUGCCACAUAAAGGGGCACAAAAUAAUUGGAUGCCCAAAAUUUAUAUCCAUAAUGGCCAUGGCGGAAGCGGCUACUUCUCGGCCGGAUGGCCACAACGAGGGUGGCGAGUCCGGGGCUGGUGGCGUCGCCGAGUCGGUGGCCGGUGGCGCUGGCGGUGGUGAGUCGGUGGCCGGUGGUGGUGGCGGUGGCGAGUCGGUGGCCGGUGGCGAGUCGGUGGCCGGUGGCGAGUCGGUGGCCGGUGGCGAGUCGGUGGCCGGCGACAGUUAAUAAUAAACUGUUUAAAAAAAAUAUUUUCUAUUGUUUUUAUUUAUUUUCGUACAACACCCAUUUCCUUAGUUAUUAGAGCUUACCUAAAACAAAAAAGGAGUAAAAUAUUUAAAUAGAGUAUAAGUUAUUAGUUAUAAAGGGUUAUUAUACAACCAAUACCCAUAAUGGUACAAUGGUAGAUAGGUACCCACUGUACAUUUCAAAACACUA